Messenger RNA from Angiostrongylus costaricensis, 378 nucleotides. Lineage: Eukaryota; Metazoa; Nematoda; Chromadorea; Rhabditida; Metastrongylidae. The record is from the annotation of a GenBank genome assembly.
AUGCCUUCGUUCGAUGAAAUUAAAGAUAAAGACGCUGGCUCUACAAUGAUGCUGGCGGCCGUCAAUCCAUACUCUUCGUCAUCCAGCAAUCACUUCCAGAUACAAGACGUCACCGAUGAUCCAGAGUACUCAUCGUACGGUAAUGAGGACGAAGCACCGGAAGAGGGGGCACUGGUCGAGUACUGCAGAUUAGAUAAACGGAAACAACCCGGUGUUCCGACGAUCUGCGAUGCGUCGACAGUUGUUUCGACCACGACCCGCGCCACGUUGCAAAAGGGUUUUAAGCAAGAAGUGAAAUACAUUCCAACUGGAUCAAUAAACUUCCAUUCAACACUUCUGAAAGGAUGCUUUCCGGAGAUCUCUGUGUCUGUCCAUUGA